Messenger RNA from Prorocentrum cordatum, 2391 nucleotides. NCBI's taxonomy places the organism in Eukaryota, Dinophyceae, Prorocentrales, Prorocentraceae. The record is from the annotation of a GenBank genome assembly.
AGCCAAUGCAUGUUUUGCAUUGGCCCGUAGCCAUUUUGGCUCAAGAGUUUGUGUGUCGAGGCGUGUCUUCUUCAACACGCAGGCGGUCAAAAUUUGACAGCUUUCACUUCCAACACGGUGUCAUGACUACGAUAGCGUCGGCGACUGCUCGCUCAGUCGUCGCCGUCCUACGCGUCUUCACAAUAGCCGAUGCCAAAGUCAAGGACCAGUUUUGGGGAUAUCUCGACGAGAUGGCAGGUGAGGGGAAGGAGAAAAGCGAUGUGAUUACCGUUGCAGAGAUACUCGACCGUGGCGCUGGUGUGCAGAUUGAGGACUGCGGCGGUAAAGAGUGACGCGAUGUCUAUUGCUCGCGCGGAGUUCGACCGGGCCCACCUCCAGGUUCGCGCUUACAGGGAUCUCUCGAACAAUGUGUCGGGGGGGACUCAACGUCCAGAUGUACAAGGGCUCGGCUGCUGAGGGUUCGUCUACAGGAGACUGGGUGAAGCGUGAGCUCGCAUGGCACAGCGUCCUUCACACAUACGAGGAGGACUUGUGCAAACACUUUGGGAAAAGCCACAGCAGACGCGGAAGCCCCCUUCCACCUGGGAACAUUGAGCUUCGCGUCGCCCUCGAUACGUUGCCACCGAUGGUGAUUGCUGGCGGCUACAAGUUGAAAAUCAAGGUCAUCGAUUCCGCGGGCAAGGCCAUGACGUGCUUGCGGGUGCAUGUGGAUGUCCCCCAAGGCAAAAGUGGCGAGCUGUUCCGCAGGGCCCAAGCGCUGCCGAUGGCACAUGCAGGACGGGCUCUGAUGUCUGGAGCCGAAGGCUGUAACUGUCCCUACUCAGACCCCGUAUGUGGUGAAGACGGCCAGACAUAUGACAGCACCUGUCAAGCCAGCUGUGCCACUAUUGAUACAGCUUACUUGGGCAAGUGUGACUACCAGGUAGUUCGUGAUGGGCGAGCCCUCAGUUCGGGGCUCUGCGCGGACGGCUGCUACAACGGGUGGCCGGGCGACGGCGCCUGCGACAGCGCGUGCUACAAUUGGGAGUGCAACUAUGACGGAGGCGACUGCGACGCCCCGCGACUGCGACGCCGCGCCACAUCCAGAGCCAGAGACGACGACCAACAAGGAGCCAGGUGUGUGCGAAGAUGACGAUGCCGCCCUCGUCUCUUUCUUCCAAUAGAAUAAUGUUUCCCUGUUCACUGGUUGCGGGGAAGCUGCUGGCAUGUGCUUAAUCGACAACUCACUGUUGCAAGGCAUAUGUUGCCAAACGUGUGCUGCAGCUAUGAUGGAGUGCAAGGACUAUAACGACGUACUCGGUAUAUUAGAAGUGGGGUCUGACGAUUGCAGCGAAGUGGCUGGCUGGGGCUGGCGUCCUUAUUUCGUGGAGGGCUCGUGUUGCGAAGCAUGCUCUGGGGAGGCCACGACCUGCGCGGACGGCUGCUACGACGGGUGGCCGGGCGACGGCACCUGCGACAGCGCGUGCAACAAUUGGGAGUGCAACUAUGACGGAGGCUACUGCGACGCCACGCCAGAGCAGAGCCAGAGCCAGAGCCUGAGCCCAAGAUGUGGUGGACAACGACCGACAAUGAGCCAGGUGUGUGCGAAGAUGACAAUGCCGCCCUCGCUUUUUUUCCAGCAGCAUGAUGCUUCCGGGCUUACUGGUUGCGGGGAUGCUGCUGGCAUGUGCUUCCUCGAUUUUGAGCUGCAAGGCUCAUGUUGCCAAACGCGUGUUGCAGCUAUGAUGGAGUGCAAGGACUAUAACGACGUACUCGGUAUAUUAGAAAUGGGGUCUGACGAUUGCAGCGAAGUGGCUGGCUGGGGCUGGUGUCCUUAUUUCGCGGAGGGCUUGUGUUGCGAAGCAUGCUCUGAGGAGGCCACGACCUGCGCGGACGGCUGCUACGACGGGUGGCUAGGCGACGGCAUGUGCGAUAGCGCGUGCAACAAUUGGGAGUGCAACUAUGACCGAGGCGACUGCGACGAAGAGCCGCCGACCGACCCUGAAGGACUCGACUGCGGUCAGUGUACCGACGCUGAUAGGGGACUGCGCGUUCAACGUAUCCGCAGAGCUUGCUUCGUGCGGAUCAGGAUACGAGUUUGUGUACGGGAACUACUGCUGCAAUUUCUGCUACGAUCCCAGCUUGCAUUUUUCUGGUUGCGCCUUAUGGUCAGCUGCUUGGGCUUACAGUCCUACACUCAUGCCCUUUCUGUUGGGCGUGACUGCGGUGUUGCAGUGAGGCAGUGCCGCUGCGCAUUAUUUUUAAGUGCGUAAAACAAAUGUUCUUCUGUCUUUAUCGAUAUCGAAGUUCAAGCCAGUCCAAUUAAUCGUUCGGCCGGGCGGCCCUCGGGCGGAGCCGCUCUUGUCCAGUCGAGGCUUUUUUUGAAUGCCGGGUUUAUGUUUUUGAAGGAGG